UGCCGCAUUGCUACAUUUUGCGACAUGUUUAGGCAAACGAUAGGCUACACAUUAAACUAUUAUGCUUUUAGAUGUUUACUUAUGAUAGGUACAGAUCAAAGAUAUGUAGUCUUUCAACAAUGAAAUAGGGUGCAAGAUCGAAAUGCUCGCAAGUCGCCCAGCUGGGCACCAUGACAACAUAUCAGAGACUCGUUGUUCAAUUGGAUACAUUUCCUGAGCUGGUCGUCUUGAGACAUCAUGAGGCGGACACGGACCGGGCCAGGGAGUACCAGGCGGCCGUGCGACUGCAGAGCUGGGUACGCGGGUACCGUAUUCGGGACCGGCUGCGACGUCUGCAUCAGCUGGCGGCCGUGAUCCAGCGCCACUGGAGGGGAUACCUGGGCCGACGAUACUACCGCCGGCUGCUCCAGGAGACCGUGCUGCGAGCGCAGGCCGACUAUUACCGGAGACAGGCGACCCUCAUCCAGAAAACAUGGCGCGGCUUUCGCUCGCGUCUCUUCGUGUUCAACUUUGCCGAGUGGAAGGGCUACCUGAACUUCGUGGCCGACCAGAAUGAUGAGCUGAGGGUUCAGUGCGCCCUAGAGUGCCGACGACUGAGUGAGGAGCGGAAGACGGUCUGCUCCUCAGAGAUCCUCCAGCAGAAGACGCUCAUCAAGACGCACCACAUGAUCAGCACUAAAACGAUUCCGGGCGUGUACAACUCGCCAUAUCACAGGGAGAGGAUUGGUAUCGAGAAGCACUUGGCCAGCAUUCGGUUCCCGGUUCGUCCAACGAAGAAAGCGAAAACCAAACCCGAAGACAAAGUAGAAAACGAUAAAUCCGCAUCGGGGGCCUCCAAAUUGCAGGGCCCGUUUCUGCCGCCGCUGGCGCUGCGUCGCCGCCUCAGUCGGCGGCCCUGUCAGUCUCUGCGCACCGCUGAGCCGUUCGAGAACACCGAGGCGGCCGUGCGCGACCAGAGGCGACUGGCCAAGGUGCACUGUGUCUCCGAACAACCGUUCCGGCCUCCGACGGCACAUCUACUACCUCCACUCCUAUCCUCGGUACACGCGGCCGUUCCAUACCGUGCGCCGCCGCCGUUCCGGGAGACGGACAGCAGUCGAUUCGUCGGCAGCGGCGACUUUCGCCGCGUGCUCCGACCCGUCGAGACCUUCGACGGGUGUGUGUAGACCGGCGGGGUCGCCUGAGACGGGGCAGCAGCGGCCGGGUACGUGGACGGGGUUCCUGCAGGGCGGGUUGCACUGGGCGAUGUGGCAGUGCAGCUCAUUGUCGGCGCACGAGCACGUGGUACACUCAUCUUCCUCCCACUGCUCGCUGUUGUUGUGGAACACGCCCGACCGAGAGAGGCACCCGUCUGUGGAGGGUCAAAGGUCAUCAGUGCGCUGUCUUGUGUGUGACAGUUUUGUUGAAACGUAUGACGGGGUUCAUGUCACGGUUAGGAGUGAAUGUGUGAUGGUGAUUGCUGUGGCACAAGUCCAGCAGUGCUCAUUACCAGGUCAAGAGUGGAAAUAAUAGGUGAUGGCGCCAAUGGCAGUAACCUGUGAAUUACAGGUCAGUGACAGAUGGCAGCACGUUUGAAAUAAAAUUUCUCAAUAAACAUGUGAGAAAAUUCUCAUCAUGGGUGGAAUG
Amphibalanus amphitrite is the source of this 1626-nucleotide messenger RNA. RefSeq names its product spermatogenesis-associated protein 17-like. The record is from RefSeq and is a predicted model, not a curated record. Gene Ontology annotation, cellular component: spindle pole. Gene Ontology annotation, biological process: spindle organization; mitotic cell cycle; establishment of meiotic spindle localization. Lineage: Eukaryota; Metazoa; Arthropoda; Thecostraca; Balanomorpha; Balanidae. Gene Ontology annotation, molecular function: protein binding. The transcript has 8 exons. Bases 171 to 1166 code for a protein of 331 amino acids.